Molecule: messenger RNA, 462 nt
Organism: Echinostoma caproni
Lineage: Eukaryota; Metazoa; Platyhelminthes; Trematoda; Plagiorchiida; Echinostomatidae
Source: the annotation of a GenBank genome assembly
AUGACAGCGGAUGUCCUUCGGGAGUAUUUUUCACAAUUCGGUCAGGUUUUAGAUGUGUUUGUCCCGAAGCCCUUCCGUUCGUUUGCUUUCGUAACCUUUGAAGAUGCCGAAACUGCGACCGGGCUAUUGGGGAAGGAGCUGACUAUUGAUGGUUGUAAAGUAACCAUCGGGUCUGCCGUACCCAAACUCCCACCUCAACCGAAUCGACAUUACAAUGCUAUGCAGCAGCAAAUGUCCGUUGCUAUGCCGCCCAAUCCAUGGGGUUGGACAUACCCGCCUAUGCAAGACAACGGUAACAUGAGGCCGUAUAAUCCCAACAUGCGCGGCGCACCUGGCCCGAUGCAGGGUUACCAAACGGGGAUGAAUAUGAUGAACCCGAAUCACAUGCAAGCAGGCCCUCCUUUCCAACAACAGCAGUAUGGCCGACCGUAUCAGCUUGCUGGAAAUCGAGUCAACAUGUAA